AUGUUUCAUGAAGGCUACACCGGAGACAUUCAAAGGCACACCGCCGCGGCCAUCGAAAGUGCAACCAGAGCCAGCAUUGAAAAACGAGGAAGCAGAAGAAUAAGCUGGGGAAUCAGCAAAAAUCGCGGCCUCAAUGUAUCAAUCGAAGAUCUUCGCAGACGUUCGACGAAAUUCGUCGUUUUGGGCCUUGAAGAUGUCGGAAAAACAGCGUUUGUUGUGAGAUUCGUCACAAAGCGAUUCAUUUCCGAGUACAUGUCUGACAGACAUUCUUGCUACGAGCACGAGCUGACGUACACUGGCGGAGAGAAACAUUACUUUGAAAUCAUGGAUCUUUCGAAUAAAGUUCUCAAAGAUCCGGAUAAUGAAAAGGGUGGAGAAGAAUUCGACGACCACAUAAAAUGGGGCGACGCAUUUCUCCUUAUGUACUCAACAACCGACCGUGUCAGCUUCAACGAAGUCUCCCGACUCGCCAUGACGAUCAGAUUGCUUCAUAAAAACACGCAUCCAAAGCCCAUCCUGGUCCUCAUCGGAACCAAGGUCGAUCUUGAGCCGCAAAGAAUCGUCUCUGAGCUCGAAGGAAAAAAGCUCGCGGAAAGCCUCAACGCUCGAUUCUACGAAGUCAGCUCGAAAGAUGACUACAACGAAGUGGCGAGAAUCUUCAGAGAAAGCGCCAAUGUCUGCAGGUUAAAUAUGGUCAAGACGCCACUUCUGAUGCGCCGAGCUUCCGCGACCGCUCUUCCUCCGAGCAGCAAUGGAAUGAAGUCUUUUAAAUCACGUGGGAAACUCGCUUCCGUUGGAGAUGAAGAUUCAGAGGACUAA
Oikopleura dioica is the source of this 819-nucleotide messenger RNA. The record is from the annotation of a GenBank genome assembly. NCBI's taxonomy places the organism in Eukaryota, Metazoa, Chordata, Appendicularia, Copelata, Oikopleuridae.